Molecule: messenger RNA, 1458 nt
Organism: Chenopodium quinoa (quinoa)
Lineage: Eukaryota; Viridiplantae; Streptophyta; Magnoliopsida; Caryophyllales; Amaranthaceae
Exons: 6
Coding region: 1-1458 (485 amino acids)
Molecular function (GO): zinc ion binding
Source: RefSeq, a predicted model, not a curated record
AUGGAUAAGACAUACAAGAAUGGCAAGGUUUGGAGAGAUUGUUUUGGAGUUUUUGUUGAAAAGAGUUGUCCUACCAGGUUUAUAGCAAGAUGUGUUAUAGAUGGUUGCAACUGGAGAAUCCAUGCAUCAAGCAUGACUGACAAAGUGAGCUGGGCAAUCAAGACAUUGACAGGAGAGCAUGCAACUUGUGGCAGGCUUGAGAUAAAUCCAAUUGUACAUAAUUCAAGUGAAGAAAAGGUUGUUAUACAAGGUGAAAGCAAUUGCCGAGGAGCUCAUUCAUGGUACAAAGCAUGCUUCUUUUCUUUUGCUGCACAACUUAGAGGUUUUUUGAGAGGCUGUAGGCCAAUCAUUGGCAUUGAUGGAGCCCGUCUUAGUGGAUAUUAUAAAGGGAUACUGCUAAGACCUGUUGGAAUUGAUGGGAACAAUGAGAUAUUUAUGUUUGUUUAUGGCAUAGUCAGUACAGAGAGUGAGACUUGGGGUUAUUUUAUGAGGAAUUUAAAGUGCCUCUUUGAGAAAAAGGGAUGCAACAGAGAUGAUUGGACAUUUCUUUCUGACAGGAUGAAGGUAAAUCAGGAAUUGAUGCAGCAAUUAUGGAGACAUUUCCCAGAGCUAGUAGAAGAAUAUGCUGUCAACACUUGUACAUCAACUGCAAAAAUAAAAGGCUUUAGUGGAACAACAUUUCACAAACUGUUUUGGGUUGCUGCUGAUGGUUACAAUCCAUAUGUUUUCAACAAAGCAAUGGAGAAGAUUCAUGCCUACAAUCUAGAUGUUGUUCUGUAUUUGGAGAAUACCACUGAAGUUUGGUCAAGGCAUAAGUUUGACCCAGUUGUCUGUUGUGACCAUAACACCACAAAUUUUUUUGAAUCAUUCAACUCUUGCACCAAGCCAUACAGAGAUCUACCUGUGUUAAAGCUUCUUGAAGCUAUAAGGCAAUGGUGCAUGAAAAGGAUGGCUCCAAGGUUUGAUAAAGCAACUUCAAUGGGGGAUGUGGAACUCACUAAGUAUACAACAAAGAUCUUGCAAAUAAGAUCAGAUGAGCCCAGGUUCUGCUAUGCUACACCAUGUGGGGGUGAUGAGUUUGAGGUGAGAGAUGCACAUGUGUACUAUCCCAUCAAACUAGUGGCUGGAACUUGUGGUUGUGGGAAGUGGCAACAUUCAGGGAUCCCAUCUAAGCAUGUGCUCAAGGUGAUUUACCACCAAAGGCUGCAAGCUACACAUUUUGUAUCACCUUAUUUCAAAGGGAAGGCAUACAAAAACACUUAUGGAGAGCAUAUGCACCCAAUGCCUGACCAAACUCAGUGGCCUUCAUUCAACCUCCCUGACAUACUACCACCCUUAGUGAAAAGGUCAGCAGCCAACCCAAGAAACAAAGAAGAAGAGGGGCAAAUGAAGCAAGAAAGGGAAAGAAACAUAGUUCAGUCAAGUGCAGCCUAUGCAAAGAAUUGGGCCACAACAUGA